Alnus glutinosa is the source of this 5191-nucleotide messenger RNA. RefSeq lists its product as uncharacterized. The record is from RefSeq and is a predicted model, not a curated record. NCBI's taxonomy places the organism in Eukaryota, Viridiplantae, Streptophyta, Magnoliopsida, Fagales, Betulaceae. Gene Ontology annotation, molecular function: microtubule binding. The transcript is spliced from 11 exons. The coding region runs from base 123 to 4940 and encodes 1605 amino acids.
GCAAAAGCGAAAAUCAAAACAAGGUCCAAAGCAACCGUUUAAACUUCCUUCUUAAAUCCUCAUUUUCCACUGGAACCCCACCAUUGGAUUCUUCUAGAAAACACUUUGAGAGAGUUUCAGUGAUGGAUCCGGAUCUCUCGCUCCUGGAGAUCUCGGGCGAAGAUGAUUCUCUGCUGCUAAUUCCAAACGACGACGCUUCGAUGCUUAGCAGCAGCAGCAGCAGCAGCAACAAUAACAACAACAACUAUUUCUUGUGCUCGCCUCUCCAAAUCCACGGAUCUAAGCGUUCCGUUCAUCCUCCUUCUCUUGGCCCUCCAAUUGUGGAGGGUAAGGUAGGCGGUGAGAAUGCUGAAAAACCAUGCUCUUCAUUGGUAACAGAUAGUAUUAACAAAGAGAACAUUAAUGCAAACAAAUCAGAAGUUCCGAAACUCUGUAUGGAGCCGCAGCAAAUGAAGAGGAGGAAAAAGGGUGGAGGAUACAAUUUGCGGAAAAGUUUGGCAUGGGACCGAGCCUUUUUUACCGAAAAAGGUGUUUUGGAUCCCUUAGAGCUAUCUAUGAUUAGUGGAGGUUUUAGUAAGGUUGGUGAGGAAAUGUUGCCUGGUAUCCCUGAAGAAGGGAGAGAAUCAUUGUCUGGUGAAUUGGAUUGUACACGUGAUUCCGCAGAUUUGCAAGCACUUGAAGAAAAUUUGUUCAAGGAAUUGUCGACAAGUUCUCUGAACGAAGAUAGAAAGAGAGGUUGUUGCUUGUUGCCAAAGCAUGGUUCAGCUGCUAGAGAUAAUGUGUCCCCAGCAUCUCAGGCCAAGACAAAGGUGCUUUUAUCCCACGAGAUUAAUAGAAGUGGGUCUAAACGAAGUGGAUGCCCACGACCGGCGGUUUCCUCUUCUCUGAAAAGGCCUGCUAAUCUGAGCACAAAUAAAGCAGCAACUAAAGCACCUAAGGUUUCUAAAAUACCUGUUCCAAAGCCAGAUUCCUCUGUGCUUUCUAGGACUACAAAGGGUACUUCACUAAGUGCAAGCAACUCAAAGCGUAAUCAGAUUGCUCAACCAGGUGUAGCAGUUAAUGUUCAGAGGAAGAUUGAAUCAAAGGCCUCCUCGGGCAAUAACAGAAGUGCUCAAAACAAUUCUAAAGCUGGCCCUGCUAACAAGUCUUUAACUGUCGGAACUUCUAUUAGACAAGCUAGGAGAAAUGUGGUCAGUUCAGCAUCGGAAAAACAUCGGUCAACUAAUUUUCAGUGUCCUCCGGUUACCGCAGCGACUAAAGGCUUAGAGGUCAUGCCAGAUCCAUUAGGUCCUUCCACUAGUCACAAGCCAAACAGUCAUGAUUGUGGAGGCAAUAAAAUUGCAGUUUCUCUCCCUCAAAAUGCUUGCUAUGCUGGUGGAAACAUGCUUCACGCACAACUGCAAACAGCAAAACCCUCAGGUUUACGGAUGCCAUCACCAUCGCUGGGUUUUUUUGGCCAGCCAAAAGCUUCUUCUUUGCGUUGCCCAUUACAGAAAAGUUCUCAACCAGACAAGUUUGAGUCUAAUAUUCCUAAUUUUAGAAAACCUGGCGCCAUAAACCACAUUCAUGCUCUGAGGCCCCCAACUCACCCUGGGAAAAUUCCCAAUGUGGUCAAUGAUGUGAGAACAAUUGGAAAUAUGGAGGUCUUAUGCUCAAGCUUGGAAUGCUCAGUUCCAUCUACUGUUAACCCUGCUUCACAUAAUAGGCAAGAUGAAAAGAUGAAAUCUGUCUUGAAAAUGAAUAAUAGGCAGAAGGUGGAAGCGAAGGUGCCAUGCCAAGCAAUAAAAAGUCAGCAACAGCUUCAUAGCAUUAUUGAUGAUGUUUACCAGCAAGUUCUGGAACGUGCAGAACCAUAUAAAGCUGGAAUGAUUUCUCAUAGUGAGGACAUAGAAUUGCAGAAAAUUGAUGACAAAUUCCUCUUACAGGGAGCACCCUGUGGGCAGUUGGACAAAUCUGAUGACAACAAGAAGGUCGCUGAUGUUUGCCUGAGAAAUAGAGAUUUAAGUGGGACUGAAUUGGAAAAUCACCCUUUAAUUUCUUGUCUUAGUCCUGCAGUACUAGAUAAAGGUGUUUCUGGGACAAAUGACUUGAUUGAUCACCAAGCUGUAGAAGACCAACCAUAUAAUUUGGCAAUUAAGAACGGUGGUGCUUUUUCAGGGUCAAACUCUGGAGCUACCAGUUACAGUACAUGGAGUAGUUUAAAAGCAAAGGUGCCAUGUCAAGCAAUAAAAAAUCAGCAACAGCUUCAUAGCAUUAUUGAUGAUGUUGACCAGCAAGUUCUGGAACGCGCAGAACCAUAUAAAGCUGAAAUGAUUUCUCAUAGUGAGGACAUAGAAUUGCAGAAAAUUGAUGACAAAUUCCUCUUACAGGGAGCACCCUGUGGACAAUUGGACAAAUCUGAUGACAACAAGGAGGUCGCUGAUGUUUGCCUGAGAAAUAUAGAUUUAAGUGGGACUGAAUUGGAAAAUCACCCUUCAAUUUCUUGUCUUAGUCCUGCAGUACUAGAUAAAGGUGUUUCUGGGACAAAUGACUUGAUUGUUCACCAAGCUGUAGAAGACCAACCAUAUAAUUUGGCACUUAAGAACGGUGGUGCCUUUUCAGGGUCAAACUCCGGAGCUGGCAGUGGUGAUUGGCUAAGCAGUGCACAUAAGGUCAAGGAACAAUCUGGGGAACAAGCUGAGUUGAUGAAGCCUUUCACCUGUAAAGAUGAUAAAAUUUCUAGUGAGAGUCAGAGGUUAUGGGCAAAUGAUUCUUGUCUCAUGGAGGAUAGUGGAGCUCCCGAAGAGUCCCAGAAAUUCAGUUGUAUAGCAGAUGUCAGCCCAAAAGUCCAAGAUUGUAUUGAAUUGGAAAGAUCUCAUGGUCAGUCUCUCUAUAUGUAUGUGGAGCAGGCAAACAAUGAUGGUAGUAAAGAUGAUAAAACCAGUAGGAAAUCACCUGUGGGAGAUGUGCAAGUGGAGUCUUUAGAUGGUGAUAUGUCAGAUGCUACCGACAAAAGUAGCCUGAGCACUUCAACAGUGGAUAAUCAACUGUUAGUGAUUGUUGAUGAAGUAAAUAAAAGAUGUGGAGAAGAACCGGAGCUCCGUCAGAGUAUUGAGUCUGUUAUACUGGAAGCAAGUGGUGCUUGUGAAAGUAAAUCAGAAAGUUCAAGUACUCUUUGUCUGAUACCAGCUGCAAUACAAGCUUGUGGACAUGACAUGGCUAGGAUAGUGGAGUGCCAAUAUGUGGAGGAUGCUCCAUUAAUUUGUGUGGACAGCAAGCCAGUGGUUGAAAAUUAUAAUUCUUCUAUUGAUACACAGUUUAGACAUGACAUGGAGCUCCACGGUCAAGUUAGCUCAAUGGAAUUGGAUAUGAUGGGUGAAAAUCAUAUACCUGUGAAUGGUUGUCCAAAAAGUGGAGAUUUUAGCACGCAUGAAUUGGAAAAUCCUCACCUGGCGUGCCAUUUAAGCCCUGCAGUGCAAGUUGAGGGUGGUUCUGGGAUAGAUGAUGCAAUUCAACGAGAAGAUAUGGAAGAGAAAAAAUGCACUUUGUCAACUAAAAAUCCCCAUUCCAUCUCUGAGUUUCAGACUGGAGAUGACAGUGGUGGCAGUUAUCAGGACACUUCAAUACUGCACAUUGAUGUGUUGAGUGGCAAGCACAGCACCAACGAACACUCUGUGGAACGAGCAAAACUGAUUUUGCCUUUCCCUUGUGAAGCUGGUACAAUAUCUUAUGAGGAGAAUAAGAGUCCGGUGACAUAUCAUAGCCUUUUGUUUGUGAAGAGUCCGUCUUUUGGAGGCUCCGUGAAACUCAAUGGCAGAACUAUGGCAGAUAAUUCAAAAGUCAAACGUUCUGGCGGAAGUGGAUUGGAAAGUCCCCGUGGUCUAUCUGAACAUAAAGACGUGGAUCAAGCAACUAAAGAAGUUGGAGUUAAUGACAUGUUUAAGGAAUCACAUGUAGUGCAGUCCCCAGAUGGCAGCAUAUUAUUUGACUGUUGCAGCAGUAGUGCGAGUAUUUUAGGAGUAAAUAAUGAGUGUCAAAUGGUGGUUGAUGAUGUAAAUGGCCAAUCUGGACAUCCUGAGCUUCCAAAUUCUAUCCUUGUAGUAGAGCGAGUUUCCCAGCAUAAUAAUCAUCAAUUGUAUUUAAAUGAUGACUUGUUGCUUGCAAACACCACUCCCGGGGAACUCAAGAAGGAAAAUGAUUUCAGUGUUUUAGAACAAUCUGAGGUUUAUGGAAGUGAAUCAAAAAGUGUCAAGCUUUUUUCUCAUGUAACCCCUGCUUCGCAAGACAAUGGUCUGGAUGCAGAUCAGGAGGCUGAGUGCUUACACAUAGACGAUGCAGUGACAUGUUCUAUUAACAUUGAGCCGGUUGAGCAUCCUGAGCAUUAUAGUGAUGCAAAGUUCUGGCAUGACAAUGGCCUAAGCGGUGAAGCAUCUUCUUUGGAAACUGCAAAAUUGAGCACAGAUCAAAUUUCAGGGGCGGCGGCCAUUUGCAACUCUAAGGCCUUUUGUUCUUUGAAAGAAGAAUCAGGGUUAUCUGUCAUAAGUGUUCAGGCAUCAGAAAGUGGCAAUGUAUUGAAGAAUGGAAGUUUGGCAGGGGAAGCUGAAACUAGUAUCUCUCAGAUCUGUGAGAUGCAGCAAGACUUGGACCAGGUCACAUACGCCACAGAAGAUAAGGAUGCAACAGUACAGCUGAGGAAACCUAAGGAUGAUGAGAAGGAAGAAGCUCUUGUGGUAAAACCUCCAACUCAUGCUGUUCCGUUCUCUGAUGAAUGGUUGGCUGCAUUCGAAGCUGCUGGAGAGGAAAUUCUAACAUUGAAAAGUGGUGCUGUACAAAAUUCACCUCCUGACAAGUCUCCACAUGAACCUGGUCCUUGGUCCCCGGUGAAAAAGAAAAAUAACCAAGGGAUCGGACCAUUUGACUGUACUAAAUACACCAAUGUCCCAUCUUCUAGUUCCCAAUAAUUCGAGGGCUACGAUGGUUCACUAACACGACUUGACUGAUUUAGAAUCGCGCAAUAUUAAUUUUGGGCAAAAAUAACUGCCACGUACGGUUAAUGGCUUGCUUUGAAAAAAUGAGUCGAAGAAAUUCUUUUGUCCUCUUUUUUAUUUCUUGUACAACGACUAAUUGAAUGUAAAUUCAGCACGAUUGAUCUGUAGUUCAUUGUUUUGAUGAUUAAUCUACAGAAUUUUACAUAUAAUUGACAUUCGGUAAA